AUGACCAACAUGAGCUGGAGUUUCCUGACGCGACUGCUGGAGGAGAUCCACAACCACUCCACGUUCGUGGGCAAAGUGUGGCUCACGGUGCUGGUGGUCUUCCGCAUCGUGCUCACGGCCGUGGGCGGCGAGUCCAUCUACUCGGACGAGCAGACCAAGUUCACGUGCAACACGCGCCAGCCGGGCUGCGACAACGUGUGCUACGACGCGUUCGCGCCCCUGUCCCACGUGCGCUUCUGGGUCUUCCAGAUCGUCGUCAUCUCCACGCCCUCCGUCAUGUACCUGGGGUACGCCGUGCACCGCCUGGCCCGCGCCUCCGAGGAGGAACGCCGCCGCGCGCCCCGCCGCCGUCCGACCCGCGCGCCCCUGCCGCUGCCCCUGCCGCCCCACCCCGGCUGGCCCGACUCCGCCGGCCUGGGCGAGGAGGAGCCCAUGCUGGGGGGCCUGGGCGAGGAGGACGAGGAGUCGGGGGCGCCCGAAGGCCUGGGCGAGGAGGCCGAGGCCGAGGACGCGGGCGCGGCCAAGGGCGCAGGCGGAGACGCCAAGGCGGCGGGGGCCCCGGGUCCCGCCCGGCAGCACGACGGGCGGCGGCGCAUCCAGCGCGAGGGCCUGAUGCGCGUGUACGUGGCCCAGCUGGUGGCGCGGGCUGCCUUCGAGGUGGCCUUCCUGGUGGGCCAGUACCUGUUGUACGGCUUCGAGGUGCGGCCUUUCUUCCCGUGCAGCCGCCAGCCCUGCCCGCACGUGGUGGACUGCUUCGUGUCGCGGCCCACCGAGAAGACCAUCUUUCUGCUGGUCAUGUACGUGGUCAGCUGCCUCUGCCUGCUGCUCAACCUGUGCGAGAUGGCGCACCUCGGCCUGGGCAGUGCGCAGGACGCGGUGCGCGGCCGCCGGCCCCCGCCCGGCGCCCCCGGCCCAGCGCCGCGCCCGCCGCCCUGCGUGCUGCCCGCCGCGCCCACCGGCCUGGCUUGCCCGCCCGACUACAGCCUGGUGGUGCGCGCGGCCGAGCGCGCGCGCUCCCACGACCGGGACCUGGCGAGCCUGGCGCUGCAGGCGCUGCGGGACGGGCACGCGUUGGAGGACCGCGAGAGCCCGCCGUGCCCCGGCCUCCCCGCGGCCGCCCGGGGGCCCCAGCGGUCCGGCGCCCCCGCCUCCGGGUCGGGCAGCGCCACGUCGGGGGGCACGGGCCAGGGCAGGCCGGGCGCCAAGCCCAGGGCGGGCUCAGAGAAGGGCAGUGCCAGCAGCAGGGAGGGGAAGACCACGGUGUGGAUCUGACGGCCCGCCCCUGAAGUGGCCCAAUCCCCUGCAGGCCACGGCUGGGGCGGGGGGCUGGGGCUCUGGGGGAAGGCCAGGGCGCAGGGCGAGGAGCACCACCUGCCCUCUCUUU
Messenger RNA from Panthera uncia (snow leopard), 1384 nucleotides. It is a transcript of the gene GJC2, whose product is annotated as gap junction protein gamma 2. The coding region runs from base 1 to 1272 and encodes 423 amino acids. The transcript has a single exon. NCBI's taxonomy places the organism in Eukaryota, Metazoa, Chordata, Mammalia, Carnivora, Felidae. Gene Ontology annotation, biological process: cell communication. The record is from RefSeq and is a predicted model, not a curated record. Gene Ontology annotation, cellular component: connexin complex.